AGCCAAUCAGAAGUAAGCGCGUCAGCAAACAACAUGGCGGUCGAAUAGUGAGCGGAGACUACCCGGGAGCACCAGACGGGGUGAGAUGGCGGCUCCUGCCCUGGACAGUAUGCUGGGGAUGAACAGGUUCCCUGAGGAGCCGCUCUCCCUUGUGCUGCUCGUGCUGUACGCGCCGGUUGGCCUCUGUCUCUUUCUGCUGCGGCUCUUUAUCGGCGCUCACGUUUUCCUGGUGAGCUGCGUUCUGCCGGAAUCCGAUAUCCGGAGGUGUCUGACGCGAGCGAUGAGCUUGGUGCUUGGCGUGGUGGUUCUAGAGGCUAAGCGACAUGCUCGGGAUCCAGCCGUGAAGAUCUGUGUAUCCAAUCAUAGGACGUAUUUUGAUCACAGUGUGAUGAGGCUCCUCACUUCCUGCGCCACGCCGUCUGUGUCCUGUCCCCCCGGAUUCCUGUGCUGGGCCCGUGGGUUCCUGGAGCUCGGGGCCCCAGGGAGCCGGUCUCAGCUCCAAGAGUCGUUAAAACAUUACCUGUCGCAUCCGGGGAGCCUUUCCCUGCUGCUCUUCCCGGAGGAGGAAACCACAAGCGGGAAGACGGGACUGCUCCGCUUCAGCUCGUGGGCGUUUUCUCUGUCGGACGCGGUUCAGCCGCUCGCUCUCGGCGUGCAGAGGCCUCUCGUGUCCCCGGCUGUCUCGGGGUCUCCUUGGUACGUUGAGCUGUUCUGGACGCUGUUCGUUCCCUACACGGUUUAUCAAGUAAGGUGGCUGCCCUCCGUGUCUCGCUCCCCGGGUGAGUCGGAUGAGGAUUUUGCAUCUCGUGUACAGAAGCUCAUCGCCGCCUCCUUGGGGGUUCUUGCCACAGGCCACACAGCCGCAGAUAGAGCGGAACAUCUGAAGAGGAGGAAGCGAGAUCCUCCGGCUCCAAGCGUGGCCACCUCAGCGGAGAGUCAGAUGGCCAAGCGAGUCAAAGAGGUUCUUCCACAAGUCCCGUUAUCCGUUAUCCUCAAGGACCUCGCUCGCACCGGAUGUGUAGAUACAACCAUCACAAAUCUGUUAGAAGGUCACGUGCCUUUUGCAUCUGAGGAGGGAGCGAGCGGCAGAAGCGGGGGCUCCGCUCUGACCUCCCCUAAUCUCCCCCCCAAGUCUGUUUAUAGGGGCUUCGCACGAAGGCCGGAAGAGAGACACCUGUCCCUGCAGGAACGCAAGGAGGCGUUAUACGAGUCUGCGCGCAGGAGGUACCUGUUGAAGUUCGGUGGGCGACACACAGCGGAGGAUUAGGCUGUGAGGGGUUAAUGAGCAGUGCAUUCUGGGAGCGGGGGCCGCUCUGUGUGGUGGUACUCUGUAUCGUUGUACUGCGCCGCUGCCGUGUCAUUCUGUGGGUACUCGUCAGCGUUAUACGGGGCAGUGUUGUCACGAUGAAGAUACUCGGUAUUGUUAUACAGGACAGUGUGUUCAUUACGAUUAUGAUGACUCCGUGGCACCGGACCCCGUGGGAUUGGCUGAACCUGCGUGGGGCGUGUCUCUGGUGCUCCGGGGAAAGCUGUGAUUGGCUAUCUGGACUUUUUAUGAAAUAAACGCGGGUUUUCUUC
Molecule: messenger RNA, 1578 nt
Organism: Spea bombifrons (plains spadefoot toad)
Lineage: Eukaryota; Metazoa; Chordata; Amphibia; Anura; Pelobatidae
Gene: AUP1
Product: AUP1 lipid droplet regulating VLDL assembly factor
Exons: 12
Coding region: 86-1267 (393 amino acids)
Cellular component (GO): membrane
Molecular function (GO): ubiquitin binding
Source: RefSeq, a predicted model, not a curated record